ACCGGCUCGGGGCCCUUUGUGCGCAUGCGCGCUCGCGCUCCCGCCCUGUCCCUGCGCUCGGCUGAGUCAGUCAGUCAGUCAGUCGGAGUCUGUCCUCGGAGCAGGCGGAGUAAAGGGACUUGAGCGAGCUAGUUGUCGGAUUAUUCUAUUUCCCCUCCCUCUCUCCCGCCCCGUAUCUCUCUUCACCCUUCUCCCACCCUCGCUCGCGUAGCUAUGGCGGAGCCAUCGGCGGCCACUCAGUCCCCUUCCAUCUCCUCGUCGUCCUCCGGAGCAGAGCUGUCCGCGCCCGGCGGCGGCGGGAGCCCAGGAGCCUGCCCCGCCCUGGGGACGAAGAGCUGCAGCUCCUCCUGUGCGGCCAGUUUCCCAGAGCAUCCUGCUUUGCUUUCAAAGAAAAUUGGUCAAGUGGAAGAGCAAAUAGAUAAAGAGACCAAGAACCCAAAUGAGGUAUCAAGUAGGGAAGCUAAAACUGCAUUGGAUGCUGAUGACAGAUUCACCCUGCUAACAGCCCAGAAACCACCUACUGAAUACUCUAAGGUAGAAGGCAUUUAUACAUACUCUUUGUCCCCAUCCAAAGUUUCAGGAGAUGGUGUUAUUGAAAAGGAUUCCCCUGAAUCACCAUUUGAAGUAAUUAUUGACAAAGCAGCAUUUGACAAAGAAUUUAAAGACUCGUAUAAGGAGAGCACAGAUGAUUUUGGUAGCUGGUCUAUGCACACUGAUAGAGAAUCAUCGGAAGACAUUUCAGAGACUAAUGACAAGCUUUUUCCACUGAGAAAUAAAGAGGCAGGACGUUACCAAAUGUCUGCAUUGCUCAGUAGGCAGUUUUCACACACAAAUGCAGCACUGGAAGAGGUGUCUAGAUGCGUGAAUGAUAUGCAUAACUUUACUAACGAAAUACUGACUUGGGAUCUGGUUCCCCAAGUGAAACAACAGACUGAUAAAUCUUCUGACUGCAUCACAAAAACUACAGGACUUGACAUGAGUGAAUAUAAUUCAGAAAUUCCAGUUGUAAAUCUUAAAGUUAACACUCAUCAGAAAAUUCCUGUAUGUUCUAUUAAUGGGAGCACUCCCAUCACUAAAUCAACAGAUGAUUGGACAGAAGCAUCUCUCCUGCAAGAAAAUGCUAUCACUGGAAAACCUAUACCUGACUCUUUCAAUUCCACAAAAGAAUUCAGUAUCAAAGGUGUGCAAGGCAAUAUGCAGAAACAGGGUGACACACUUGCAGAGUUACCUGGAUCUCCACCUGAGAAAUGUGACUCUUUGGGUUCUAGAGUGGCCACAAUGAAAGUGGUUUUACCUGAUGACCACCUGAAAGAUGAAAUGAACUGGCAGAGCUCUGCAUUGGGAGAAAUCACAGAAGCUGAUAGUUCUGGUGAGUCUGAUGACACAGUAAUAGAGGACAUCACAGCAGAUCUAUCAUUUGAAAAUAAGAAAAUUCAAGCUGAAAAACCUGUUUCCAUUCCAAGUGCUGUUGUAAAAACAGGUGAAAGAGAAAUCAAAGAGAUUCCCAGUUGUAAGAGAGAAGAAAAAACAUCUAAAAACUUUCAAGAGUUGGUCAGUGACUCUGAGCUGCAUCAAGAGCAACCUGAUAUUCUUGGAGGGAGUCCAGCUAGUGAGGCAGCAGAAGUACCCAAUAUAAGUGUCUGCUUAGAAGAUGUGAGUGAAGUUGCUCCUGAAAAGCCUGUUACUACUGAGAACCCCAAACUUCCUUCAACAGUGUCUCCAAAUGUUUUUAAUGAGACAGAAUUCUCAUUAAAUGUGACAACGUCUGCCUACUUGGAGUCAUUACAUGGGAAAAAUGUUAAACAUAUAGAUGAUUCCUCCCCAGAGGACCUGAUAGCAGCCUUUACAGAAACCAGAGAUAAAGGAAUAGUAGAUAGUGAAGGAAAUGCCUUUAAAGCAAUAUCAGAGAAGAUGACAGACUUUAAAACAACUCCUCCUGUAGAAGUCUUACAUGAAAGUGAGUCCAGUCGUUCUGAAAUUAAAGGCAUUGAAAGCAAAUACAGUGAACAAAGCAAAGAAACAAAUGGAAGUGAGCCUCUAGGUGUUUUCCCUACACAGGGUACUCCAAUAGCAUCUCUUGACUUAGAACAAGAACAGCUCACAAUUAAGGCUCUUAAAGAAUUAGGUGAAAGACAGGUUGAGAAAUCAGCUUCUGCACAGCAUGACGCAGAAUUGCCUUCUGAAGAAGUACUGAAGCAAACUUUCACGUUUGCUCCAGAAUCUUGGCCACAGAGAUCAUAUGACAUCCUAGAACAUAAUGUCAAGAAUGGAUCCGAUCUUGGGAUUUCCCAAAAACCCACUACUAUCAGAGAAACUUCUAGGGUAGAUGCUGUUUCCAGCCUUAGCAAGACUGAAUUGGUAAAAAAGCAUGUCCUAGCAAGACUUCUGACAGACUUCUCAGUGCACGAUCUGAUUUUCUGGAGAGAUGUGAAGAAGACUGGGUUUGUCUUUGGCACCACGCUGAUCAUGCUGCUUUCCCUGGCAGCUUUCAGUGUCAUCAGUGUGGUUUCUUACCUCAUCCUGGCUCUUCUCUCUGUCACCAUCAGCUUCAGGAUCUACAAGUCCGUCAUCCAAGCUGUACAGAAGUCAGAAGAAGGCCAUCCAUUCAAAGCCUACCUGGAUGUAGACAUUACUCUGUCCUCGGAAGCUUUCCAUAAUUACAUGAAUGCUGCCAUGGUGCACAUCAACAGGGCCCUGAAACUCAUUAUUCGUCUCUUUCUGGUAGAAGAUCUGGUUGACUCCUUGAAGCUGGCUGUCUUCAUGUGGCUGAUGACCUAUGUUGGUGCUGUUUUUAACGGAAUCACCCUUCUAAUUCUUGCUGAACUGCUCGUUUUCAGUGUCCCAAUUGUCUAUGAGAAGUACAAGACCCAGAUUGAUCACUAUGUUGGCAUCGCCCGAGAUCAGACCAAGUCAAUUGUUGAAAAGAUCCAAGCAAAACUCCCCGGAAUCGCCAAAAAAAAGGCAGAAUAACUACAUGGAAACCAGAAAUGCAACAGUUACUAAAACACCAUUUAAUAGUUAUAAUGUCGUUACUUGUACUAUGAAGGAACAUACUCAGUGUCAGCUUGAGCCUGCAUUCCAAGCUUUUUUUUUUUAAUUUGGUGUUUUCUCCCAUCCUUUCCCUUCAACCCUCAAUAUCAAGCACAAAAAUUGAUGGACUGAAAAAGAACUAUCUUAGAACUCAGAAGAAUAAAGAAAGAAUCAAAUUCAUAGGAUAAGUCAAUACCUUAAUGGUGGUGGAGCCUUUACCUGUAGCUUGAAAGGGGAAAGAUUGGAGGUAAAAGAGAAAAUGAGAGAUAGAACACCUCUGGAUCCUUCUAUCCAGUUUUCAGCACUAGUCUUACUCAGCUAUCCAUUACAGUUUUACCCUUAAGUAUGAUUAACUUAUGAAAAAAUUAUUUGGGGACAGGAGUGUAGUAUCUUCCUUGGUUUUUUUUUUUUUUUUUCGCAAUUCUCAAAUCCUAUCUUCCUGCCCCACAAUGUGAGCAGCUACUCCUGGUAUUCCUUUUCUUUAAUGAUUUAACUUUCAACUUGAUGAAUAACUUAUAGGUGAUAGUGAUAAUUCCUGAUUCCGAGAAUGCCAUCUGAUAAAAAAGAAUAGAAAUGGAAAGUGGGACUGAGAGGGAGUCAACGGGAAUGCUGCGGUGGCCGCCACUCCCUCUGCCACUAUCCCCAGGGAAGGAAAGACUCUGCCAUUUGGGAAAGUGGUUUCUAUGUCACUGGACACCAGUUCUGAGCAUUAGUUUGAGAACUCAUUCCUGAAUGUGCUUUCCUCCCUCUCCCCACCUCACCUUAAGUUUAAUAAAUAUGGUUGUACUUUUCUUAUGAUAAAAUAAAUGUCUGUAACUGCUGUACACUGCUGUAAACUUGUUAGAGAAAAAAAUAACCUGCAUGUGGGCUCCUCAGUUAUUGAGUUAUUGUGAUCCUAUCUCAGUAUGUGGGGGGAACAUUCUCAAGAGGUGAAAUACAGAAAGCCUUUUUUUCUUGAUCUUUUCCCAAUUCUUCUCUUGAUCUUUUCCCGAGAUUCAAAUCUCCGAUUCCCAUUUGAGUUUUUUUCUUCACCUUCAACAUGAAAAUUCAGCGAACUUGAACGAAAAAUCAUCUGUGAGUUCCUUCAGGUUCUCACUCAUAGUCAUGAUCGUUCAGAGGGAAUAUGCACUGGUGAGUUUAAAGGACUAUGAUAUUUGAUAGUCCCAAAGUACGGCAGCUGCAAAAAGUAGUGGAAGGAAAGUGUCUUUCCACGUUUUGGAAAAAUUAGUUAGGAAUUUGGAUGGGUAAAAGGUACCCUUGCCUUACUCCAUCUUAUUUUCUUAGCCCCCUUUGAAUGUUUUAACUGGUUUCAUGUCCUAGUAGGAAGUGCAUUCUCCAUCCUCAUCCUCUGCCCUCCCAGGAAGUCAGUGAUUGUCUUUUGGGGCUUCCCCUCCAAAAGACCUUCUGCAGUGGAAGCGCCACAUCCAGUUUUUCUUUUGUUGCUGCUGUGUUUAGGUAAUUGAAGAGAUCUUUGUGCCACACAGGAUUUUUUUUUUUUUUAAGAAAAACCUAUAGAUGAAAAAUUACUAAUGAAACCCUGUGUACGUGUCUGUGCGUGCAACAUAAAUACAGUAGCACCUAAGGAGCUUGAAUCUUGGUUCCUGUAAAAUUGCAAAUUGAUGUGGUAUUAAUAAAAAAAAAAAAAAAACA
Piliocolobus tephrosceles (Ugandan red Colobus) is the source of this 4680-nucleotide messenger RNA. RefSeq names its product reticulon 3 (gene RTN3). The record is from RefSeq and is a predicted model, not a curated record. The transcript has 8 exons. The coding region runs from base 214 to 2970 and encodes 918 amino acids. NCBI's taxonomy places the organism in Eukaryota, Metazoa, Chordata, Mammalia, Primates, Cercopithecidae. Gene Ontology annotation, cellular component: postsynaptic density; endoplasmic reticulum membrane; neuron projection. Gene Ontology annotation, biological process: brain development; endoplasmic reticulum tubular network formation; neuron differentiation.